AUGAAUAUUACAUUAAACAAAAUUAAUAAACCAAUAUCAAGUACGUUAAAUAAUCAUCAACAAGCUGGUGAAGCUUUACCAGAAUGUGAAACUAAAACAUCAAUCGUUGUGACAAAUACUAAUAAUACCAGUCGACAAGCCAGUACCACGGAACAAUUAGUUAUAUUAACAACAUCGGCUUUGGCGUUACCUCCGCCAUCGCCUGUAAUUCCACGAGAUUUAUGGACAAACAAAGUGGAAUUUCUUCUAUCGGUUAUUGGUUAUGUCGUCGACCUUGGAAAUGUUUGGCGAUUUCCUUAUAUGUGUUAUGACAAUGGUGGUGGAGCAUUUCUUAUUCCAUAUAUGAUAUUUUUAUGCCUUAUUGGUAUACCAAUGAUGUAUCUUGAAUUAUUUCUUGGUCAAUUUUAUCGUUGUGGUAAUAUAACACUUUGGGGUAGAAUAGCUCCAUCAAUGAAAGGUAUUGGUAUAGCAUCAUUUUGUAUUGUCACUGCAGUUACAUUAUUCUAUACGACAAUAAUUGCACAUGCUGUAUUUUAUCUAUUUUCAUCUUUUCGUGAAGUAAUGCCUUGGAGUUUAUGUUCACAUACAUGGAAUACAGCAGCAUGUUCGGAACGUAUGCGCAUUGAAAACUUCACUAAUCAAACUAAUCAAAUAAAUCUUAUUAAUUCAACUAUUCGACCGCAAAUCUCAUCAGCUGAUGAAUAUUAUCAUAUUUAUAUGUUGGGUCUUAAUCAUUCAAAAGGUAUAACUAAUUUGGGUUCUAUUAAAAUUGAUUUACUUCUAUGUCUUAUUUCAAUAUUUAUUCUUAUGUAUAUGUGUAUUUAUCGUGGAGUAAAAAGUACAGGCAAAGCAGUUUAUGUAACAGCUAUAUUACCAUAUCUUGUAUUAAUAAUAUUACUUAUACAAGGUCUUCAAUUAAAAGGUUCAGGUGCUGGUAUAUCAUAUUUUUUAAAACCAACAUAUAGUAAAUUACGAGAUAUGAAAGUUUGGUAUUCAGCAGCUAAUCAAAUCUUUUUUACACUUGGUCCUGGUAUAUCUGUAUUAACAACAUAUGGUUCUUAUAAUGUUUCAAAUAAUAAUUGUUAUUAUGAUGCAUUAAUUGCUGUUAUAGCUAAUUUUUCUGCAAGUUUUCUUGCUGGUUUUGUUGUAUUUUCAGCAUUAGGUCAUAUGUCAUGGCGUUUACAGAAAAAGAUUGAAAAUGUUGUUGAUCAAGGACCAAGUUUAUCAUUUAUUGCAUAUCCUGAAAUACUAGCAACAUUUGAACAUCCAACAUUUUUUUCAAUAUUAUUCUUUUUAAUGGUUAUUAAUUUAGGAUUAGAUAGUGAUUUUGGAGGUUUAGAAGCCAUGUAUUCAGCAUUAAGUGAUGAAUUUCCUUUAUUAAAACGUCAUAGAAAAUCUGGAAUGUUCAUUAUGUGUUGUAUACUUAUUAUUGCCUGUUUACCAACAGUCACGCAAGGUGGUAAUUAUAUCGUGCAAUUCUUGGAUAGAUUUUCAACAGCACCAGCACUUAUGCUUGUUGUCAUGAUGGAAGCGAUUGCUGCUAGCUGGGUUUAUGGAAUUAAUAAUCUUGUCAUUGAUAUACGUACAAAUCUUGGUUUUGAACCAAAUAGAUUCUUUCGUCUUGCUUGGACAAUUCUAUGUCCAUUUAUUAUCAUUAUACUUAUGAUUUUAUCUUUAACUUAUUCAGAUGAAUUAAAAUAUGGUGAUUAUACAUUUCCAUCAUGGUCAAUUGUAUUAGGUUGGUGUUUGAAUGUAGGCUUUAUUUUACCAAUUCCAAUAUGUAUUAUAUAUGCAUUUAUUCGUCAAUCGGAUUCAAGAAUUUCUUUAAAACAACGUAUUCGUCUAUUAUUCGUACCUGAUAUAACAAAAAGACAAAUAAAACAACAAAUUGACAAUGGUACUGGAUUUCUUAUGUCGUCAUCUCCACCUAUUUCCUAUGUUUAA
This is a messenger RNA of Adineta steineri, 1944 nucleotides long. Lineage: Eukaryota; Metazoa; Rotifera; Eurotatoria; Adinetida; Adinetidae. The record is from the annotation of a GenBank genome assembly.